GAUCUGCCGAUUGUUGUUGUUCGUGGAUGAGCGAGGGCCCGAGAGCCAACCAGGAACCGAGAAUUUAAGCCAGUUGUUUUCAGCGGCUAGUGCAUGUUGGUCGUGCGUUGAUUAUCGAAGUGUGAUCUCUAUUUUUUAACUGAAUAAGAAUAUAAAUAUACCAUAUAAAGUACGAAUCAGUGCCGAAAAGACAGAUAGAAGAUAAUAAAGUGUCCUGGGCGGGGAGGCCCGUGGGGGUUUAGGUUAAAGUUAUUUAUUUAUUUUUUUUAUUUUUUUUUUAUUAUCAUACAGUCAGAUCUUAUCAUUUGUUUAUGUGGUAAAGUGUGCUGCUUAUACGCCGAUCAAGUGCGUGUGAAUGCGUCUCGGAGGAUUCUAGCCUCUCUGUCCACCGACGACGACGAAGACGGAACGAAGAAUGUCGCAGCGCGACACAGUAAUUCACCUCGUUGCCGGAGGGAAAAGAAAAAGCUAAGGAGUUGAGAGAAAAACACGACUGAAAAGCACCCCAUGGUACUCUGCCCGCAGGGUGGCCGGUACGGUAGGCGCCAUAGUCACUUGUCCGUUGGAAGUAGUUAAAACACGGCUACAGUCAUCCUCUUCUGGUUUUUACCCACCUUCAGGGCACAAGGAGUUGACAUCCGGCCACGUUACUUGCAAAAGUUUCCCGACGCCACAGCAAAGGAGGAGAUUAUGCACCGGCGGAUAUCCAAGGUACUCCAUGGUGGCUCUGUCCCAUUGCGGCGUCUCUCCACCUCCUCCACACAGGCCGCCGGGCCUUGUUGCGUGCCUGAGGUUCAUUGUCGAGAACGAGGGCCCGCGGGCCCUCUUCAAAGGGCUAGGACCAAACUUGGUCGGCGUCGCACCUUCCAGAGCGAUAUACUUCUGCACCUACUCGCAAAGCAAAUCGUUCUUCAAUUCGGUCUUACCACCUGACAGCCCGAUAGUUCACGUGUGCUCCGCAUCGGCAGCCGGUUUCGUCGCGUGCACGGCAACGAAUCCAAUUUGGUUCGUCAAGACGAGGUUGCAGCUGGAUCACCAUACGAAUCGAACGACUGCGUGGAAAUGCGUUCAAACGAUAUAUCAGCAAUCGGGGUUGAUCGGCUUCUACAAGGGGAUCACAGCCUCUUAUAUGGGCAUUAGCGAGACCGUUGUACACUUCGUUAUUUACGAGGCCGUCAAAACCUGGCUAACGACGCAUCGGACUCGUUCAGGAAAUUUCGACGCCAACUCGAAGACGUCGCGAGACUUUCUCGAGUUCAUGGCUGCUGGCGCCUUCUCGAAAACUAUCGCUUCCUGCAUCGCAUAUCCGCAUGAGGUGGCGAGAACGCGUCUUCGAGAGGAGGGUACGAAGUAUAGAACAUUCUGGCAGACGUUGUCUACGGUGUGCGCGGAGGAAGGUCCCAGGGGGAUGUACAGGGGUUUGGCAACUCAGCUGGUGCGACAAAUUCCAAACACAGCCAUAAUGAUGGCAACGUAUGAAGCGGUGGUCUACGUUUUGACUCGUCAGUUCCAGACACCCUCGGCCCCGUCGUCUACAACCCAAUUCUACACGGAAGCCAAGACUAAGAGAGAACUUGCCUAGGAGUUGCUGGUUACCCCCGACUAAUCCUGAAACAGGAGUGACGGGGGCUUGCGUUUUGACCGUCAAAAUUCGCGUCGACGUGUUUCGAACGUACGAAAAAAUUUUCGGUUCGAAAAUUACGUCGCAGAAACGUUGGGCUGAUAUUCAGCUCCGGGUUCAUGUUGCUUGGCCGUUGAUGUGCCUAGAUGGAGUUGGAUAUCCGUCGAGGUGAGGUUUAAAAGUGAGAUUAAUCGACAGAGAACCCGAACCACAGCCACAAACACCUAAUGAAUAAUAAUGUAAUGAAUAUCGAUACAAAUUUUUUAUACGAUGAUAAUUGUACAUCCGUUUUACUGAAUUACUGUCGAGGGAGAGAGUAUGUAAAACAAUGCAUAAAUUAUGGGAUGUAUACCAUCCAAACUUAUUUCCACUAGUCAAUUUUCAUCUCACUUUCUAUUUGGAUAGUUUGUUCUUUAUUUUUACUUUUCUGUACUUUGUGCCUAUCGGUCGACGGUUCAUGUAAUAUUUGACGAUUAGACUAAAUUGCAGUUUCUCUACUCUGUUUCCAUGAAUGUUGUUACGUUGGAUAGAUAAAAAAAAGUUAGAGUUCAUAUGGCGGUACGAAAACAAAGGAAAGAUAGGAAAUGAGUUUUUUUGUUUAUUAUUGUUCAAUAUAAAAUCAUAAAUUUUUAAUCAACUUUCUCCCUCAAUUUAAUUCAAAUUGUGUUACGGCAACUCUGUCGCAAAGUAUAUAGAUUCCUUAACUAGGCUGUUAUAGGUAAAAGGAAAAUUCUUGCAUGGGUCUCAAGUUAUAAAGUGUCGGAAGUGACUGUACAUGAGAACAAAUUCAAUUUGGGAAUGUUUAUCACAGGCGGUUAUAGGGGGGGGAAAAAAUCUGUAGUGACCUAGUGAGUUAGAAGCAAUUUAUAUUUUCUAUUCAGUCUAUUUUUUUUUCUUUCCCUUUCAAAUUAGAUUUUCACUAUAUUUUUCUUUGGGUGUUUAUAAACCUAUGCUUUAAACCAUUGACUCUCUAAAUUUGGAUUUGAUUCGAGACUGUUUUUGGGCACAACUUGAUAACUCAUGAGUUCCCCGUUGACUGUAUCUAAAUAGAACGCUAUCAACGUAUGGAUCUCCGUUUGUAAAUAAAAUCGAAUAAUUUGUAACGUAGACUUGUAAUGAUGAGUAUAUCCUGUAUAGUCUGUAUAAUCGUGAAUCGAGAAAAACUAGAAAUUAAAAACAAAAAAAAAAACAAAAAAAAAAAAAAAAGAGUUCAAUAUAAUAUCAAUAAGUAUACUUUGUGUAUAUACAACGUGUACAUAUACCCACGAUGCAUAAUCAGCAUGCAUCUGUGGCGAAUAAUAUACUCUGCAAAAACUGAUGUUUGGCAACUCGGGG
Molecule: messenger RNA, 2956 nt
Organism: Diprion similis
Lineage: Eukaryota; Metazoa; Arthropoda; Insecta; Hymenoptera; Diprionidae
Gene: Rim2
Product: mitochondrial carrier protein Rim2
Exons: 6
Coding region: 719-1582 (287 amino acids)
Biological process (GO): pyrimidine nucleotide import into mitochondrion
Cellular component (GO): mitochondrion
Molecular function (GO): pyrimidine nucleotide transmembrane transporter activity
Source: RefSeq, a predicted model, not a curated record